UGUGGGUGGGACAAAAACAAAACGCGGUUUUUGUUCCCCUGCUCUCUGACUCUGUCUCUGUCUCUCCUUCAUCAAUUUCACCAACGAAUCAUUCAUUGUUCAUUCUUCCGUGAGAUGGGUUGUUUCGCCAGCAAAAACGCUGACACCAAGGCUACUAGGACCGCGCGUUGGCGAUCCACGGGCAUUGUUGCUUUGCGCGAUUCAAAAUUGAAGACAUUUCCGGACGAAGUUCUUGAGUUAGACAGAUCUGUUCGAACGCUUGACUUGACCCAUAAUCGAAUAGUUGACAUUCCCGUGGAAAUCAGCAAAUUAAUUAAUGUACAGCGCCUGGUAUUAGCGGAGAACCUCAUUGAGAGAUUGCCAGUGAAUUUGGGGAAACUCCAAUCUCUGAAACUGAUGAACUUGGAUGGAAAUCGAAUUACUUCCUUGCCUGAUGAAUUGGGCCAGUUAGUAAGGCUUGAACGCUUAUCCAUCUCCGGCAAUUUAUUAACAUCCUUGCCCGCAACUAUUGGAAGUUUGAGAAAUCUGGUGCUUUUAAAUGUGUCAAAUAACAAGUUACAGUCUCUCCCAGAAUCUGUUGGAAGUUGCUUCUCUUUGGAAGAAUUACAAGCUAAUGAUAACGUUAUUGAAGAUCUUCCCUCUUCGGUGUGCAAUCUAUCUCACUUGAAGUCACUUUGCUUGGACAACAACAAUGUGAAGCAGAUACCUCUGAAUUUAUUGAAAGAGUGCAAAGCUCUUCAGAGCAUAUCACUGCAUGGUAAUCCUAUAUCAAUGGAUCAAUUUCAGCAGAUGGAGGGGUUUCAAGAGUUUGAAGCAAGGAGGAAAAAGAAGUUUGACAAGCAAAUCGAAUCAAACGUGAUGAUCGGUUCCAAAGGUCUUGAUGAGGGUGUUGAUCUAUGAAAUGGUGUCAGGCUUGUUGGUUUGAGACCACUUGCAACAACAGGGGUUUUUCGAAUGUACAUUUGGAUGAGCUUUUGGAUAUAUAGCAUGUAAUACAAGGUGUUUUAUCCAUGACUUCUAUUUCACAUAUGAAUUAAAGUGUGGAGAUCCCUGUGUCACACUGUAUAUGAUUAUUGGCUUUAUCUCGUAUCCAAAUUUGCCUACAAAUAUGCUGGCUUGUAGAUGCAGGCAUUAUCCAGCAAUCGACUAAAAAAUUUCCGUAUAUGGGAUUUGAAGCCCUUUUGUUGAUAAUGAAAUAUUUAUCUCAGCAGCUGUAAAUUAAGACCUUUGAAUAUAAUUGGAAAGGAACUGCAUUCUUUCUCCCCUUAA
Molecule: messenger RNA, 1269 nt
Organism: Cajanus cajan (pigeon pea)
Lineage: Eukaryota; Viridiplantae; Streptophyta; Magnoliopsida; Fabales; Fabaceae
Product: Leucine-rich repeat (LRR) family protein
Cellular component (GO): cytoplasm
Molecular function (GO): protein binding
Source: RefSeq, a predicted model, not a curated record